UUUUGAUUUCAAAGAUGUUUUAGUGAUUUCGCGACGAGUCGUUCCUCGCUAUGCAGACUUGACUCCAGAAGAGGCAUGUGAUAUGUUUCAAAGUGCUCAAAAAAUCGGGAGAGUAAUUGAGAGAGAAUACAACGGAUCUUCGCUGACAGUGGCAAUACAAGAUGGCCCAGCAGCAGGACAAACGGUGCCACAUUGUCAUGUCCACAUUAUACCACGAAAAGUUGGUGAUUGGGCAAAUAAUGAUGAUAUAUACAAGGAAAUUGACAAAUUGAAACUCGGCAAAAUCUACCAAGCAAAUGAAAAUUCGACUUUAUUCAAAAUUGAUAAUGAGGAAAGGAAACCUCGUUCACCCGAGGAAAUGGCCAAAGAAGCAGAAUUUUUACGUCAAUUUUUUGAACAAAGUGAAAUGUGA
Ambispora gerdemannii is the source of this 412-nucleotide messenger RNA. The record is from the annotation of a GenBank genome assembly. Lineage: Eukaryota; Fungi; Glomeromycota; Glomeromycetes; Archaeosporales; Ambisporaceae.